This is a messenger RNA of Rhineura floridana, 2021 nucleotides long. RefSeq lists its product as uncharacterized. NCBI's taxonomy places the organism in Eukaryota, Metazoa, Chordata, Lepidosauria, Squamata, Rhineuridae. The record is from RefSeq and is a predicted model, not a curated record. Gene Ontology annotation, molecular function: catalytic activity. Bases 768 to 2021 code for a protein of 417 amino acids. The transcript is spliced from 3 exons.
UCCAUCUGGCACUUUGUGGCUGUGGGAGUUUGGUCGUGCAUCACCCGAAAUAUGGCAAGCCAGGAUUGAACGGCACCGGCCUGAUAACAUUCACCCGUCUGAUGCAGGGCCUGCAGGAGGAAGAGACCAUCGCCCAAGGGAAGGAGAGGCUGCUGCUCUUGCUGCUGCUGUGCUGCUGCUGCUGCUGCCGUGGGACCACCACCUCCACCACCCUUCCCAGAGGGACUUCUGCCUGGCGGGACCAGGCCCCAGGUACCCAGCCAGCCAGGACUGAUUCUUACCACCUGUCCCUCUUUGGAGGGAUACAUAAGCCGGCUGGCUGAGGUGGCCUGGGAGACCCAGGGCCUGCAGGAGGAAGAGACCAUCGCCCAAGGGAAGGAGAGGCUGCUGCUCUUGCUGCUGCUGUGCUGCUGCUGCUGCUGCUGCUGCCGUGGGACCACCAUCUCCACCACCCUUCCCAGAGGGACUUCUGCCUGGCAGGACCAGGCCCCUGGCCUGAUCCUGAUCGGGGCGUGGACGUUUCUGUUGCUGCCAUUGGGCUGUCCUGGAAUGCGAGACUGAAGUGCUGCUGCUGCCUCUUCUGAGGUGUAUGCCACCGUUGCUGCUGUCAUUAUCACCAGGUUGGGGGUCAUUGCUGUCCAUCGUUCUUGGGCCCCAUUACAUCAGCUACUACGGAUUAUCGGCUGCUGAAGCUCCUCGGAUGCUGCUGUGUUGUCUGAAUGUAUGAGUGGGUUGUAUGAGUGAGUGUGUGAUUUUGUGUAUAUGCCAUGAGUUUUAUUAUUUAUUUUAUUUUUAUCAUGUGCCUGGGCGAGAGGACAGUGUUGUGGGAGGGAGGACCAAAGGGGGCCCCUAUUAGUGUAGUGACGGGUAAUGGGAGGUAUGGCGCUGUGAGUAGGACAUGCCAGUUAAGGGGAACUCGCCCCAGACAACUGGUGGCUGUGACGUGUUCCGGUCCUCCUCACACCCACAGGAUUGCUGGUAGUUCUAUCAGCCAACCCUCGGAUCUCCAGUUGCUGCUUUUUAAUGCCAGAUCGAUAAAUAAUAAAACCUCCCUCAUCCAUGACCUAAUUGUGGAUGAGGCGGCCGAUCUGGCAUGUAUUACCGAGACCUGGGUGAGCGAUCUGGGAGGUAUUAAUCUCUCCCAGUUGUGCCCACCUGGGUAUUCGGUUCAGCAUCUGGGUAGAUCCGAGGGUCGGGGAGGGGGAAUCGCUGUGGUCUAUAGAAGUUCCAUCCCUCUUGUUAGGCACCCUAUCCAGAUGGCUAAUGGUCUAGAGUGUCUGCACAUAACGUUGGGUCAGCGAGACAGACUGGGAAUUCUGUUGGUGUACCGUCCACCCUGCUGCCCAACAGCCUCCCUAACUCAGCUGACAGAGGUGGUCUCGGAUCUAUUGUUGCGUUCCCCCAAACUUUUGGUAUUGGGGGAUCUCAACAUUCAUGCUGAGGCCGCUUUAUCUUUAGCAGCUCAGGACUUCAUGACCUGCAUGACAGCCAUGGGGCUGUCUCAAUUUGUUACUGGCCCUACGCAUGUGUUGGGGCACACUCUGGACUUGAUUUUUGCCACUGGAUUAGGGGAUGGUGAUCUGAGAGUGAGGGAUUUUUCAUCUAUUCCUUUGUCAUGGUCAGAUCACCGCCUAUUAAGGUUUAGACUCACACUGUUUUCUCCCCUCUGCAAGGGUGGAGGACCAAUUAAGAUGGUCCGUCCCCGGAGACUAAUGAAUCCUGAGGGUUUUCUGAUGGCUCUAGGGAAUUUUCCGGCUGAUAGAAUUGACGGUCCUGUUGAAACCAUGGCCAUGCUGUGGAAUACGGAAAUGGCCCGGGCAGUUGACACGAUCGCCCCGGUGCGCCCUCUCCGUUGCAGAGCUCAAUUGGCUCCCUGGUUUACUCCGGAGCUAAGAGUGAUGAAGCAAGAAAGGAGACGGCUUGAGUGCAAAUGGAGGCGAACUCCCGACGGCUGUAAUCAUGCACUUACCUUCCUCAUCAACAUGGGAAGAUUUCCAGUGGGGUUGGGAACGCUGGGGUAG